AACGAUACGGUUCGAUGUGCUUUGGCAGCCAACAACAACAACAACGAAUAGAGCCACCGAAGAUCAGACGACGCACUUCGUUGAGAUUCGACGACGGUGCUCUUGAAGAAGUGGACAGCGAACCACGACGAGCCGAGUUCAGCUGCCAGCAGCAAGAGUCUGUGUUCAGAGAGAUUGCCGAGAAUGAACAAAGGCAAGACGAGUUGACUAGAAGACGGGGUGAAACUGCGAAAGGUCGCUCCAAAACGGUAUCGUCAAUGUGGGAUGUAGAGAACUUAUCCGAGCUGUAUCCUGCUGUUGAUUUUUCGUCAUUGGUUAGCACCAGCAACACAAGUCCGAGCGCAUUGUUCGGCAAUUCAUUCUCCUCCUCCCCACCCACAACAACAUCAACUCCGAAAUCCACGAUGUCGGAUCUUCGACGCCUAGACGAUUUUUUGAACACUAGAAGACGACGAUGCCAGGCGAAACCAGGCGAGACACCUGAGCUGCCGUGUGACCUGAGGCUUGGCUUGAAGCUUCGUCUGGAGUCGCGAAAGCCGUUUCCGUGGAUGGUGACAACAGCACCGAAUCAACAAGCGCCUACACAAAGUGAAUUUGCACUUCAUAGGCUUUCUUAUGGCACUAGGAUAUCUGGCACUGGGAUUGUGAGAUGA
Anisakis simplex (herring worm) is the source of this 653-nucleotide messenger RNA. Lineage: Eukaryota; Metazoa; Nematoda; Chromadorea; Rhabditida; Anisakidae. The record is from the annotation of a GenBank genome assembly.